AUGUCCGUGCCAACCUUCGAUGCCGAGGGGCAUCAACAGGCGCUACUUCUUUAUCAGCAUUUGUCUGGAAGAGCUUGGGUCGAGAGUGAGGAGCUGUCGGUAGAGUCGCUUUCGGGCCCAGACGGUUUGCAAGUCUUCCGAGAUUGGAUUCAAGAGCGGUACCAGGAGGUUGAGGUUAGCAAGAUUGCGGAAACACUCACAACCUUUUUCCGUAAGCUUCGCCGGCAACCCUCUCAGACAGUCAGAGAGUUCAAUUCCUCCUUCGAUAGAGCUCACAGCAGGUUGUUGGAGAUCGGAUGCAAGUUGCCUGAAGUUGCCAAGGCUUGGGCUUAUAUGAGCUCGUUGGGGCUUACGAGCUCGGAGGAGUUAUCUCUUCUGGCCAGCGUAGGGAACGAGUACAAUACAGUUCGUCUUCAACGUGCAGCUGUGCUUCAUGAACGAUCCCUUCGCCCUCCUUGGCAACCCAAGAAGCCCUUUGACCCCAAGCUAGGAAAGCCUACAGGGAUUCGUGGAGCCUACUUGACCGGCAUCGACGAGGAGACCGACGGAGCCUCUGUGGCAGGCCCCGAGGACCCGGGGGAUGAGGGCAUGAGCGAAGAGACAGCUUUUGAGCUUCAUGAGGCAUUCGUGGCACAAGAGACGGCAAAGCAGCGCUAUACAGAGAGGGGGCACUGGCAUAAAGAUCCUGAAUGUCCGCUGAACCGUGGUGCACAGUCCUCGAACAAGCCGCCGCCCGCAAAGAAUGUUCAUGUGACGGAUGCGGUUACGGGGGAUGCUUCGGAUGGGUCAGUGGUUCAGGUUGCCUUCGAGGUCGGUGUAGAGCCUAGCGGACAGCUUCUUGCAAUCACGGAUACAGCUUGCAGCAAGUCGGUCGCGGGCCAGAGCUGGCUCAACGAUUACUUGAAGGCAGCGCGCGCAUCAGGCACCGAGGUCCAGCUCAUCGACUCCCAGGACGAUUUCCGCUUCGGUGCCUCAAAGCUCUUCAGGUCCACCUUCACAGCCACGAUCAUGAUCAGAGUUGGGCAUAGGAGCUUCCUGGUUCGGGCUUCCGUUGUUCAUGGUGAGGUCCCUUUGCUGUUGAGCCGUUCUGUACUGAGCGGUCUUGGAAUGAUUUACGACGUCGAGGAUAGCAAAGCAGACUUCAAACACCUGAACAUCCAUGGCCACAACCUCUCGAGCACCGAUUCGGGCCACCCAGCAAUCGUCGUGAAGCCUGAGGGGAUUCCAGGUUUCAGAUUUCCGACACCCGACCAGUGGGGGUCUGCAGAGCUUUACAUUGUGCCCGAACCCACGGCGGCAUACACAGUGCACAUGUCUUCUGCUGCAUCCGAGAGCACCAACCUGGAAACCGCUGCCUCUGAGGUUCCCCCAGUGCCCGAGCCUGAACAAUCACGGCCCCAAGGUAUCGAACGACUUCAGCUUCCAGAAGACUAUCGUAUCUUUCAUCCCAAGAAGAUCCACGCCUUCGUCGAGAAUUUUCUCAGUGCGGAGCCUAUGAACACAGAUAUCUUCAUUCGUUGGUGGUGUCAAACUAGGCUUUCCAAGGACUUCUGGAUUGAGAACAAGUCACAGCUGAUCCGAGUGCAUAUCGUUCCGAGAAGGGGUCUCUUCAGCCCGAGCGAUUGGGUCACCACUCAGGGGGAGGUUAAGGAUCGGCUUCUAGGACUUCCUCGUUGCCUAGCUCGACAGUUGACCCUCAUGGAUCACCAAACCCCCAAGAAGAUCAGCCCGUGGAAGAUGAACAAAGCUCAGCUCAUGGACAAGGCACAGGAGCUGGACUGCCUGGUCCAUUCCACGUGGACAGUGGGCGAGAUUCGGCAGGCAGUGGUGGAAAAGAUCAAAGAAUUGGAGGGUGUGGACAACAUCCCCAAGGGUCUUGCUUCGAUGACUUUGCUUCAGCUCCAGGACACCUGCCGAGAGAUGGACAGCGCGGGCAGUCCCGCGAACACGAUUGUGCCAUUCGGCCGCCAUCGGGGCCGACUCUACAAGGAGGUGCCAGACUCGUACCUCAGGUGGUGCAUGGAAGAGAGCCGAGUGAAUCGGGACAAUGCGUCCCCGGAUCUCAUUCGGUUGGCGAACUACGCGACCAUGAAGUUCCAGAGCACGCCCACCUACGAUCCCGAGAUCAACUCAAAGGUCCCCUACAAUCCAUCGGAGACGGACUCGAGGUUCACGGAGUGGUCUGUGGCGAGCUCGGUGCCAUCCAGGUCCAAGGGCUACGGCUCCGCGCAGAAGGAUCUCCCACAUCUACCAAAGCAGAAGGCGCAGCAGAAGCGGCGUGGACAAGGGGAGACAGAGACGGAGCGCAUGAGCCAGGAUGUGCCGGACGGGAUCAAGGAGGAGAUCGAUGAGAGUGAUCGUGAGUAUGAGGCUGGUACAAAGACCGUUGUUGUGCCACAAGUCGUUGAUGAUCUCCCCAAAGUUGAUGUUGACUCGCUAGCAAAACGGCUUCUUCGUGAACAAGACUUUAGCCACCAGAGCUGUGAGGAGAUCGUCAAGACCGUUUGCCAGGAAUGUCAAGCCGGCAGAAAACGGAAGAUUCACGAGAGCACUUGCAGCGUAGCCUUCGGUGCCUACUCCCAUGGUAAUCAUUAUGGAGUGAUCAAAAAGGAAUACCAGUACCCGAAUGUCGUCCGCUACAUCAACACGUACAUGAAAACACAUGGUGCAAAGGGGCGGUGGUCGAGCAUUCAACUUGGUUGGGAUUGUCCGGUAGGUCCACACAAAGAUGUUCACAACAAGAUUACCACCACCAACUGGACAAUAUCCCUGGGUAGCUUCACUGGGGGAAGGCUUUGGCUUGAAAGUUCAACCGAUGCCGAGGCCCAACCUGGUGCACCCCAACAUGCUGAGUCGCGCCUCGCCGAUGGCAACAUGACAUCAGGCCUCUUUGUUGAUACGCGUCAGCACAUGUUCAGCUUUGAUCCGAAGCGAAGACAUGGAGUUGAGGAAUGGCAUGGUCAUCGGGCUUCUAUCACAGCGUACACGACUAGAGGGGUGGGUGAGCUUAGCCGCCUGGAGCGUGAUGUUCUCAAGAGCUAUGGUUUUCCUGUUGGCCGCGAACAAGAUGAACUUACCGGUGCCGGUGGAGGAGCCCAGACGAAUGGCAUCAAGUUCGAGGGCCGGGUUCCUCGGCACGUUCAAGCCGCGCUUGGCAGGCUUCAUCAGAACCUUGGCCAUCCUAGUGUGCAAGAUAUGACAAGACACUUGCGGUUUGCGGGGGCCGAACCUGAGAUCUUGAAGGCUUGCAAGUCACUUCGUUGUGAAGUUUGCGAGAGAAAUCGUCACACUUCAGCCCCUCGUCCAGCCUCGUUGCCGUCGUUGCUCGACAUGAAUCAGUUGGUCAGCAUCGAUGUCUUUAACAUCUUUGACACCGAUCGUGUAAGACAUGAGGUGUUGUCGGUGAUUGGCCAUGCGACCACUUUCCAGCUAUGUUGUCGACUUGAGGGUCAUGGUGGCGAGGACUUUGCUAGGCAGUUCACUCAGUUGUGGGGCAACACUUUCGGGUCUCCAGGGACGAUUUCGGCCGACCUUGAGACAGGACUUCAGAGUGGGAUGAUGAGAUAUGCCGAGUUCCACGGCUGCCGUGUCCGUUCACCUGCUGGACAGGCCCAUUGGCAGCAGGGUGUCGUAGAAAGGCACGGGCUGUGGUUUCAGGAGAUCUUGAAGCGGGUCAUAGACGAGAAAAGUGUCACUGCCGAGGACAUUGAUCUUGCUAUUCAAGCUGUCAACAGCGCGAAAAAUGAAUUAAGGCGCAAGCAUGGAUUUUCACCGAGCCAGGCCGUUUUCGGCCGUGAUCCUCGUGCCCGCGAGGAGCUUUGUUCUGGCAACGACGAGGAGAGGUUCAUUGAGUUGAUGACCCAUGACAGACAGCGCCAACGUGAAGUUGGCAUCCGCACCUCGGCAAGAACGGCGUUUUUCAGGACGCAGUUAGAUUCGAAGCUGCGGCGCUCGCUCCUUCAGCGUGCCAGGGUCAAACGUGGCGGGUACAAGAUCGGUGAGCUGGUGUGUUUCUGCCGGAUUGAGAAGGUUGCUACAAAACGGGGCCAAUGGAGAGGACCAGGUACCAUCAUAGGAUCCGAAGGGGGCAAUUGGUGGGUUUCAUUCUCGGGCAGGUGUCAUCUGGUUGCCGAAGAACAUCUUCGUCCCUCCACGGCUGAGGAAGUAGGAGAUCUUCUGAACAUGCGCAUCGCAAGGGAUGACUUGGAACGACUCUUGAACCUCGAUCCCGAUGACCCCUCCACCUACCAGGAGAACUGGGAUCAAGACAAUGGGGAAGCCGAUGAUGAAGGUGAUGUAGGUGAUCCCGAACAAGAUCCACAACAUGAGGCUGACAUGGACUUUCAGUUUGACUUGGAUGGUGAGCAGGGCCCGAUUGAUGUUGAGUUUCUAGAUGCGGAGCUUGACACAUCAGGAGCCGCAGACCAUCGACGAGAACUUCUUAAUCCUUCGGCGCCUCCACCGGUGCCCAAACGGGUGCGACGUAAGGGGCCAG
Symbiodinium necroappetens is the source of this 4495-nucleotide messenger RNA. The record is from the annotation of a GenBank genome assembly. NCBI's taxonomy places the organism in Eukaryota, Dinophyceae, Suessiales, Symbiodiniaceae.